GUUUGUCAUACACGGUCGAAAGCGCAAGAACGAUAUCCCGCGCGUCUCGCGAAUUACAGAGAAUCCUAUAUAUAUAUUUCUAUCUGACUCGAUUAAUAAACGAUAUUUAUCUAAUUUUAUCUUUGAAGUAAUAUAUAUAUAUAUAUAUAUAUACAUAUAUACACAUAUAUAUAUAUAUAUACAGAACGAUAGAUACCAACGAUUAUCUAAAGAUUUUACGUGUGAAUCGAAAGAAAAAAGAAAAAAAAAAAAUUACGGAUUAGUACGUCCCAACGUAGUCUCUCCUCUCACUUCGGCAUUACAACGGCGUGCUUGUAUAUAUACGUUUACGUUUGUCCCUAUCUACGUAUGCGUGAAGUUUAUCUGUGUGUGUGUAUGUGUAUAUAUAUAUAUAUACAUAUAUAUAUUAUCAAGUAUGUGUGUAUGUGCUGUUUUAUCUCAGGAGUGAAUUUAUUAAAGUUUACGAAGUGCAGGAUUAUGUGACUGACGAUCAACGGCCAGCGGGGGGGCGGGGGGCGGCGGUGGCGGCUGCUUUGACGAGUGGAAGACAGACACCUUGAUCGAAGGGAAAAGAGAAAAAGAACGAACAGUUGGGAAUUUUUUAAAGUGAGAGAAAGACAGAGAGAGAGAGAGAGAGAGAGAGAGAGAGAGAAAGAGGACGAAAUAAUUUCGAGAUCACCUCCGUGCGAUUAAAACAGAGAGAAAGAGAUAGAGGAAUGGAUAGAAAUUGAGAAAGAAGAGUACUAGGGAAAAUGUUAAGGGAUGAUCGUCGAUGGGCGUGGGCGCAACAGUUGCGUGGGUAUGCGCGUUUGCCGAAGGUGUACGAGGGUGUACGAGGGAGUGAAAGGGAGAAGGAUGGUGGUGGUGCACGUAGAGUGGAAGGGGGGUUGGAAACCGGCAACCGAUGACGUGCCUCAGUACUCAUCUAGCAUCCUAGCCGCGAACAACCCUUUUCGUCGAAUCUCCGAACGUCGGUUCGCGUUGUUACGUCGGCUUUUUGGCCGAAUUAUAUAUUCUCUUCUCUAAGAGAGUAGUCGCCGAUGAAUCUUGAAUUUUCUUCCGAGUCAUUCGAGAGAAAGAGAUAGAAAAGGAGAGAGAGAGAGAGAGAGAGAGAGAGAGAGAGAGAGAGAGAGAGAGAGAGAGAGAGAGAGAGAAGUGAAAAAAGACAUAGAAAAAAAAAAGAAGAAGAAGAAGAAGAAGAAGAAAAAAGAUCAGAGAGUUUAUUGGCAAGGUGACGACGAAGAAAAUGACCAAGUGGUGGAGCAUGAAUAAGUGUUAAAUUUACUGUGAACUUUAAAAGCGUAACGAAUAGAAAGAAAUAAAGAAAAAAAAAAAAAGAAAAGAAGAAAAAAAAAAAAGAAAAAUAAUAAAACGAUUCGAUAAUAAAUACGUGUGUGUGUGUGUGUGUACGUAUCUCUCUCUCUCUCUCUCUCUCUUUUUUUUUGUUGUCAUCAUCGUUGUUGUAUAUCCUUCACAUACGUACACAUAUACACACAUACAUACAUAUAUAUAUAUAGUAUAUAUAUAUAUAUAUAUGUAAGUGCGUGCGUUACGACGUCUCUUCGUCGUCAUCACUCGUACGUGUGAUAUGGUAAUGGUGGUGGUGUUCAUAGUAUUAAGAGACACACGAUGCAAUUGAUGAUCUUGAACUCCCUAUUGAUGUUCGAUCUCGUGUUCCUGUUUUUCCUCUUCCUCAUUGGAGUAUCUUGCUUCGUCUAUUAUCUACCAGGCACUCGGCCCCCACCUUUUGCACCUCACGAGAUCAUCACGGCUAGAACGCCGCCGCGUUACGACACGCCUAUCGACAAUGUUUAAGAAUGCAAACGGACGUCAAUGGAGGAGGCGCAGGGCUCGCUGUAGUUGCCGGAGAUGUUCUUGCCUUGCGAGGUACGGGUCUCGCUGCUGCGGAAACCUGGGCUCUCCUUUGUCAGGCUGCCCAGGCCCUCCAGGAUCUCUUUCUUUCGAUAGACGGUGGUGUCGUGGGUGGUUCACGAACGGGCCCGGUAGUCACUCCUCACACUUUGGAGUUGACACCACGCGGUAGAGUUUUCUUGCAACUUGCACCGCCGGAAACCGCACGAGCAUAUCUGCCGCCGGAAUAUCGACCGGGCCGUGUAUACUCGGACACGGAAUCGGAAAAGAUGUGGAUGUAUUCGUUAGGAAGAGCAUUGCUGGACACGACACCAAGAGUAGCGGCUUUAACUGGUACGGUCUCGGUCUCACCCUCGUCAGCCCUUCAGUCGGUUCUAGCGGCCAUGACAGAACCUGAUCCUCGUCGACGUGCCUCUCUGAUGAAUCUUCUUGACGUGAUAUCGGAAUACUGCCGUACCCGUCUGCAAUCGAAACCCUUCACUCACAUUGUCAUGGACAUGUAUAGAGAAGUAGUGAGAUCGGCACAGUACGCUGCAAGAAAACGUGCGGCCUAUAAUCGUUUGAACGGUUUACCAACAUUGAGUAAUCCGAUCGAACGAUCUCAUAAAAAUUAUCAGAUACAGCAGCAACACGAUCAUCAACGUCAACAACAGCAGCAACAGCAAUUACAGCAGCAGCAGCAGCAGCAGCAGCAAAUUCAUCAACACGGUCAAAACGAGAACAGAGCGGAGAACGUGCAAACCGAGGAACAGAAUUUAAAACAAUUACGACGUUCGAAUGAACAAUUUCAUCAUCAGCAACAACAACAACAACAACAACAACAACAAAAUAGGCAACAGGAAUCCAUAAAUCCUCAGAGCCAAGUUAAUCAGCUUUUCCCAAAGACCCAACAAGAUCAACAUUAUCAUCAUAAUCAUAAUCCUAAUCCUAAUCCUAAUCAUAAUCAUUAUCAUCAUCAAAAGGGUGCUCUUUUUAAAACGCAGUCGCGUAAUUCACGUUCUCAUCCGAAUCUAACGAGUCUCUGUAGCCAACAACAACAACAACAACAACAACAACAGCAACAGCAACAGCAGCAGCAUCAACAGCAGCAUCAUCAAGAACAUCUGCAUCAGCAGAAACAUCAGAGACGAACGGAAAUGACUUUGAGUAAUUGCAGAGCACAAUUUCAAUCUCAGUUGGAUAUUCAAACGAGUGGUAGACCUUCCGUGACUAUACCGAGUCACAGUCAUCAUCAUUUACAUUAUCAACAACAACAACAACAACAACAACAACAACAACAACAUCAACACCACCAACAGCAACAGCAUCUUCACCAUCAGCAACAACAGCAGCAACAGCAGCAGCAACUUCAACAGCACAAUCACAAUCACAUGCGAGCCUAUUCUCAACCUGUUUCUACUCGGCUUCAACAGACAAAGAGCAGUGGCAAUCUGCCCAUCAUCUUCUCCGAGUACGCUCCCACGGGAAACCUUUACAACGAUCCAAUAUAUGCAUUGCCUGUUAAACCGUUCCUUAGCUCGCAGGAUGUCCGUGUGAAUGGAUUCUCUGCAAAGACGCCUGCACCAGUUCGGAGAAAGGACAACGUUUACACGUCUAACGCAACGACGAACAGUAACAACGUAAACGGCGGAAGACCAUCGAAUGGCGUCUGGGACUCAAAAGCUGACGAUAUUUAUGAAAGGACCAAACCCAGCUUGGAAAGGCAAAAUUCAAAUCCUCAGUUAUCUAACAGAGAUCAACAACAACAACAACAACAACAACAACAGCAACAGCAACAUUUACAACAGCAACAACAAUCUACAGAAUUUAAAAGACUUUCCCAACCAAAUAUUGUCACGAAUGACCAUCGAAUCCCAAUAAAUGAGGAACAAAUGAUCCAACAACAAAAUCCAUUGUCUUCCAUAAGAACAAGAGGUGCUCAAGGACCACCAAAACCACCACGUAUUAUUACCACAUUGAGAAAGGCACCGCUCUCAGAUAUGGAAAGUAAUAAUCAAUCGGCUGAACCACCUGCCAAACCGCCAAGAAAUAUAGUGAGAAAUGGUCCGAGAGCACGACGUGGUAAAGCAGUUCAAAGGGCACCGUCGCGACUCUACAGGACCAUAGGCGGACCAAUGAGGUCAUUUAAUAAGGCACAAUGCGUAGGACCAGAAUUUGUUGUUCGUGCGAAUCAACCACCAAAGACAUUGUCCGUCGGUCAAGUUAAGGGCGGCGGCAAUUUAAAUCGUAUAGUUGUAAUAAUGUUGACUGGUCAACGCAUGGAAGUAACUUGCGAUCCACAAAAGAUAACUGCCGGGGAUUUGUUUCAGGCUAUAGUACAAGCGGAAAAUCUCGAGGAGAAUUUUACUUUAGGACUGGCCGUAUUAUUGGCCGGUGACUUUGCCAUUUUGCCACCCGAAACAAAAUUGAACAAAGUUGCCCCGCCUGGUUGGUUAAACGGUGGUAAAACUAGUAAGGGUUCUUUGGGCCUACCGACAAGUUUCAUGCUAUAUCUAAGGCUACGCUUUUUUCUACCUUCCCUUCGUGGUAUUAGAAAUUGGAUAUCGAAACACUUGCUCUAUCUUCAAAUAAGACGAUGCAUACUCGAGCAACAACUGAUAUGUUCCUAUUCCGAGUUAAUUUAUCUAACAGGUCUGGCACUUCAAGUCGAAUUUGGAAAUUACAAUGCCAACGAACACGGUUGCGGUGAUUAUUUUUUAUUGGAACAUUACGUACCGGAAUCAUUGAUAUUAAACAUGGAUCAGCAUCAGUCUAAUGUUAAUGCCGAAGCUUUGCGUUUACAACUACAACAGGCUCAUAGGGAUCGUCGUGGUUUGGAUUCGAACAAGGCCGAGGAAAUGUUCAUAACGCAUUCCCAAUCCUUGCAGGAUUAUGGAUCGCAUUAUUACAUAGCCAGUGUCGAUUCGAAGGAACUCGAAAAGGUUAUGGCACAAGAGAAAAAACGUAAGAUCAAUGAGGAUAAAAGACGUAGUUGCGAGGGUGCACGCAAUGAAAAUAUUUACGGACAGGAGAUGAUUACUACUGCUGCUGGUACUGCUACUGCUACUACUGCUACUACUACUACUACUACUACUAUAUAUGGUAGAAUUGAAAAUCUACCUGGUCCUAACUCUUCCGAUAAUAUUCCUAAAACGCGUUACAACGACGAACGUAAAUCCGACAUUGGCAAUACAAGAACAAAUAAAAAUUUCAACGUAAACCCAUCCGAACAAAUCUGUUCGAAACAAAUUACAUGCGGACUAUUAAGGAAAGAUCCUUGCAUAAAUAAUAAUAAUAAUAUUAAUAAUAAUAAUAAUAAUAAUAAUAAUAACAAUAAUAAUAAUAAUAAUAAUAAUAAUAACAAUAACGUUAAUAACAACAGCAAGAAUAAGACGUCAAAGACGAAGAAAAGUGAUAGUAACGUUUGGUUGGCCAUUCAUGCUCAAGGUUUAAAACUUUUCGAAAGAGGCGGUGAGCCUAGAGAAAGAAUGGAAUUAGCUCAAUUUCAAUGGAGAGACAUUCAAACGUUGAGCUACAACAAGAAUUGUUUGGUCGUUUACACGAAAUUAAAUGGUAAACGGUGCAAAUUCAAAUUACGUAUGGAUCACAGGAAAAGUUACUUCGCUUUCAAACUGACCUCGUUACAUCAUCAGUUCUUCCUUAAAUUACGUUCAGAGCUUACGUCACUUCAGGGACUUGCGAAAGAUUUUGGAAUUCCAAUGACAGUCGAGACGUCGUCUGGCUCGCCUGCAAAAAUGAAAAACACCGAUGGAAAAACAAAAAUAACGAUAGCCGCCAAUACAGUUAAGUUACAUACAAAAUUGUGUUAUCCGAUGCAAUUGGAGGAAUAUCAAAACAAAGAGAAUGAAAAUCCUCAAAAGGAUGCAAACGCAAUGGCUCAAAAUCAGGAUAAUAAUCAUGCGUUUUAUUCAUCGGAAGAGGAUGCUCUAUAUGCACAAGUUAAUGUUAGAUUAGAACCCGAAGGUGAAUCGCGUGACACCGAGGACGAGUCCGAGGGUGAUCUGAUGAAUCCAAACGAACCGCCGAUAAUCACGUUGGAUAUCAAAGAAAGGGAUAGGGGUACGAUUUAUGCCUGUUCGAGGAUCAAAACUGACAAUACAGUUGAGUGCGUUUAUUCAUUGCCAAAAAUUAUGUCGACCAAUGACAUCGAUCAUUUGAAUGAAAAGUCUGAUAAUCCUGAGGAACUUUAUGCCGCAAUCAAUAAGGCAGGCCUAUCGAGAAAGAAAAAUUUUCCUGUUCCCGAGGAGGUCUGGGAAGUGGCCGACGUAAAAAAGACAAUACACAAAAUGAAAACGUCGAGUUUGCCGAAUUACGGGACGCCAAGGCAAAGUACUGGUUUUCGCACGCCUAGCUUACCACGUCGAUUAGGUGUUAAAAUGGGUACUCGUGCAAUCUACAGUAGUCUCGUACAAAAAGAUGCCGCUCUUACCGACGAUACUGCUGAGUCGGUAUCUCUAAAGUCUGACACGGAAUCGUCGAUAAGGUCAUUUUCAGCUAGAUCGACGGAGUCACCUUUGCCUGAAGCUUACGUACUCAACGCAGACAUAAGAACGGACGAUGAAACUUUUCACGUACCCGAAGAAGAAUCUAUAUCGGCCUCAUUGAUGGCACGUUUGGAAGAAUUGUCCUUCGCCGAGGAAAGGAUUUUACAUACUAUCAAAUUAGAAAGAGGACAUGGUGGUAGUAUAGGUUUACAAGUUACCGAAGGUAACGAUGGUGGUGUCUACGUUCAAGCAGUAUCGGUUGGUGGUUCUGCUGAUAUGGCCGGUAACGUUAACAAAGGUGAUAGGAUCGUAGCCAUAAACGGACAGAAUUUAUUGAAUCUUCGAUACGAGGACGCUUUGAAGAUGUUACAAAGUUCAUCGGAAACCGUUGAGCUUGUUCUUUCUCAACCGGAUUCGCGAAAAAAAUUAGAUAUUCGUGACACCAAUGUCAUAGAUAAUAAUUAUCUUCACGACAUUAGAUUCGAUGCUUCGUCCGAAGCCGAAACGUCUAGCAUGACGAACAAAUUGUUGCCACAAAAGACUAUGGAUGUUGCCUCGGUACAAAAUACAUCUAGCGCAUAUAGUAGUGCUGCUUCUAGCGCAAUGGGUAACCACAAUGCUAACAGUUUGUACCUGACCGAUCUUAUCGGUAACAACGCCCUCAAGUCCGCUAGUAUGCUACUUAGUAUUGAAGACUUUGAUGUUAGUAGGACCAGUCGUCAGGUGUUCAUAUAAUUAGGUGAGCAGACACUAUCACCAUCAACGUCAGCAUCACCAUCACCAUCACCAUCACCAUUAUCGGCACCAAUACCAACGCUACUACAACCACCACCACCUGUACCACCGAGACGAAGAAGAAGAAAAAAAAUUAUAAACG
Vespa velutina is the source of this 7233-nucleotide messenger RNA. RefSeq lists its product as uncharacterized. The coding region runs from base 1818 to 7091 and encodes 1757 amino acids. Lineage: Eukaryota; Metazoa; Arthropoda; Insecta; Hymenoptera; Vespidae. Gene Ontology annotation, cellular component: cytoskeleton. The transcript has 21 exons. The record is from RefSeq and is a predicted model, not a curated record. Gene Ontology annotation, molecular function: protein binding.